AUGGCAGAGAAUUCUAAUAAUCCAUACGACAUUAAUGGACAGCAUUUUAAUCCUGAUAUGUACUUCCAGAAAUUAUUAAAAGAAUGUACAUUGAAACAAAUCAUGGAUCAUGAAGCAGAAAUUAUAAAAAAUACUCAAACAUUGCAUUCAGACAUGCAAACAUUGGUAUAUGAAAAUUAUAAUAAAUUUAUAUCUGCCACAGAUACUAUUAGAAAGAUGAAAACUGAUUUUAAAGAAAUGGAAGAUAGUAUGGACUUACUGGCAAAAAAUAUGAAUAGCAUUACAUCCUUUUCAGAACAAAUUUCAUCCACACUGCAAGGCACCAGACAUCAAAUUGCCAAAUUGUCUUCAGUUCAUGCCCUCUUGAAGAAGUUACAAUUCCUCUUCAAGUUGCCUGGCAAUCUGAAAGAUAGAAUGAACGAAGAAAAUUAUGCACAGGCAGUACAAGAUUAUAUUCAUGCACAGCGUGUAUUAAAUCAAUAUGGCAAUAUGCCUUCCUUCCAAGGAAUACAAAAGGACUGUGAAGAUAUUUUAGAGGAACUCAAAUCAAGACUCAGAAAUCAAUUUCACAAAAGGGAUGCAUCAACUAAAUCUUUAGCUGAAAAUGUUGACCUUUUGCUACAACUAAAAGAACCAGCAGACUCUUUGUGUGCUGAAUUUUUAAGACAUGCGGAUGAGAGGCUGACAGAACAAUUAAGUAUUCUAAAAGACUUGUGUGAAAAUGAUAUUAUAGAAUUUGUUGAUAUGGCCAGUUCUGGAUUUCUUAGUGACCUAUGCCUAAUUGUUGCGUCUUACAAUGAUCUCUUUGUGAAUAGACUGCCAUCAGAAGAGAAUGAGUUUUCUGAUGACUUUGAUACAAAAGCCAUUACGCGUUUGAAUAAUUUUAUUAUGAAAAACAUGAAAAAAUACUUUGACCUAAUUGGUAAAAGAGUCGAAAAUGUAGCUGAUACAGUAGUUCUAGUUAGAGCCCUAGACAAAUUUCACAGAAGACUACAAGCUAUGAAUAUGUUAUGCAAAGAAACAGACUUUGGAAGGUAUUAAAUGUAGUUGCUUAAUAAUCACUUGGACAAUUUAAAACAACAUUUGAGUGAAGCACUUGGUAAAGUAAGACAAAUAUUGGCAACUAAAAUGUCUCAGGAUGGCGAUAGUAGCUUAGCAGAACUUCAAGCCUUACUUAUUAUGCCCACCAUAGAAAAAGUUAAAGGAGUCCUACAAGAUUUAUUGGUCUUCCUACAAUCGGAUUUGUCAUUCAGUUCAAGAACACAGUUUUUCCAAUACUUCUGUGUAGAUGAAGUUAGAGAAGGACUAGUGGUAGGGUUUCUACAUCAUUUAACGGCGACAGCUAGUGGGUUCUAUACUAGAUCCGAUGAUCCAAAGUUUCCGCCUACUCUGUUGCUUCUAUUGAGUAAAAUGUGUAUCGAAUAUAAAGAGAACAACGUAAAAUAUUUGCUCUCGACAACCGACGACCUAUUCAAUAUCGAUUACUAUGCAUCGUCUGGGAACAUUGUUACAACUGACUCUGAGAUAUGUGAGAGGUUCCAAGAAGUGGCUCAGAAUUUAUUAAAUCAUUACGUCCGUAUUCAGGGCUUAGCAGUGUCACAACUGUUAAGAAAAUCGGUAGAGACGAGAGAUUGGUUGCACACAAUCGAGCCAAGAACCGUAAGAGCCGUAAUGAAAAGAGUAGUGGAAGACGUGACGGUGAUCGAUUCUCAAGUUGCCGCUUUGUUUGACGAUUCGGAAGGUCAAAUCGACAGAAGCAGCGACAGCAGCAGAAAAACCCAUAGCGUGAGCGUGUCGAGACAUCAUUACAGAUCCAGUUGGUCGUCGUAUACGCCCAGUCACAUGGACUCCUCAUUGGUGACCAAUAUUCAUAAAUUGUUCUCUGAGCGAAUUGAAAUUUUCUCAUCGGUUCAAUUCAACAAGGCCUCUAUACUCACUGGGAUUAUCAAAAUAAGUUUAAAGACAUUCCUGGAAUGCGUCAGAUUACGAACAUUCAGCAAAUACGGGCUGCAGCAGAUUCAGGUCGAUACCCAUUAUUUGCAGCUGUACUUAUGGAGAUUCGUUUCGGACGAAAACGUCGUGCACUUCUUGCUGGAUGAAAUACUCGGAAGUGCAGUACACAGAUGUUUGGAACCGGUCUUAAUGGAGCCAAGUGUCGUUGAUAUUAUUUGCGAGAGAGGAUAAACGACGAUGUUAAGGACUAAUCGUGAGAGACCGUUGUUAUGUGACAACACUGUACAGCCUUUGUGUCGUAUUAAAUAGUAUUCUAUAUUAUUAGUUAUAUAUGUAAAUGUUAUU
Molecule: messenger RNA, 2298 nt
Organism: Dufourea novaeangliae
Lineage: Eukaryota; Metazoa; Arthropoda; Insecta; Hymenoptera; Halictidae
Gene: Vps51
Product: vacuolar protein sorting-associated protein 51 homolog
Exons: 9
Biological process (GO): Golgi organization; endocytic recycling; Golgi vesicle transport
Cellular component (GO): GARP complex; EARP complex; membrane
Source: RefSeq, a predicted model, not a curated record